AUGUCCAUCCAAUCCGUCUCCCUCCAGCCCUUCACCGACCAGAAGCCCGGCACCUCGGGCCUCCGCAAAAAGGUCAAGACCUUCCAACUACCCAACUACGCCGAAUCCUUCAUCACCAGCAUCCUCCUCUCCAUCCCCGAAGGCGCCCAAGAUGCCUUCCUCGUCAUCGGCGGUGACGGCCGCUACUACAACACCGACGUCAUCCAGAAAAUCGCCAAGAUCAGCGCCGCCUAUGGCGUCCAGAAGCUCCUCGUCGGCCAGAACGGCAUCCUCUCCACCCCGGCCGCCAGCAACCUCAUCCGCAAGCGCUCCGCCACCGGCGGUAUCCUCCUGACCGCCAGCCACAACCCGGGCGGCCCCGAGAACGACUUUGGCAUCAAGUACAACCUGGCGAACGGUGCUCCCGCCCCGGAGACGGUCACCAACGCUAUCUACGACACGUCCAAGACGCUCACCGAAUACAAGUAUGCCGAGCUCCCCACGGUCGACAUCGCCACCGUCGGCACGCGGACCUACGGCCCCCUCACGGUGGAGGUCGUCCCCUCCACCGCCGACUACGUCGCCAUGAUGAAAGACAUCUUCGACUUCGACCUCAUCAAGUCCUUCCUGCGCUCCCACCCCGACUUCAAGGUCCUCUUCGACGGCAUGCACGGCGUGACCGGCCCCUACGGCACCGACAUCUUCGUGCACGAGCUCGGCCUCCCCGCCAACAGCGUCAUGAACGCCCAGCCCAGCGAGGACUUCGGCGGCGGCCACCCCGACCCGAACCUGGUCUACGCCCACGAGCUCGUCGAGGCCGUCAACCGCGACGGCGUCCACUUCGGCGCCGCCAGCGACGGCGACGGCGACCGCAACAUGAUCUACGGCGCGAACACGUUCGUCUCGCCCGGCGACUCGCUCGCCAUCAUCGCGCACCACGCGCGCCGCAUCCCCUACUUCCAGCGCCAGGGCGUCUACGGCCUCGCGCGGUCCAUGCCCACCUCCGCGGCGGUCGACCGCGUUGCGGCCGCGCAAGGGCUGCAGAGCUACGAGGUGCCCACGGGGUGGAAGUUCUUCUGCAACCUGUUCGACAACCAGAAGCUGUCCAUCUGCGGCGAGGAGAGCUUCGGCACGGGCAGCAACCACAUCCGCGAGAAGGACGGGCUGUGGGCCAUCGUCGCGUGGCUGAACAUCAUCGCCAGCGUCGCGCAGGACACCCCCGGCAAGACGCCCAGCAUCGCCUCCAUCCAGGAAGACUUCUGGGCGACCUACGGCCGGACGUUCUUCACGCGGUACGACUACGAGAACGUCGACAGCGCAGGCGCCAACCGCGUGAUCGCCGAGCUGGCCGCCCACGUCGAGAAGCCGGAGGGGUUCGUGGGCAGCACCGUGGCGGGGCGGACCGUGAAGGACGUGGGCAACUUUGCCUACACUGAUCUGGACGGGAGCGUCACCAAGAACCAGGGUCUGUACGCGACGUUCGACGACGGCAGCCGGAUCGUGGUGCGUUUGUCCGGGACGGGCAGCAGUGGAGCCACCAUCCGGUUGUAUAUCGAGAAGUAUGAGGCGGAUAAGAGCGCGUUUGGGUUGAGUGCGCAGGAGUACCUGGGGGAUAAUGUGCGGUUGGCGAUGGGGCUGUUGAAGUUCAGGGAGUAUGUUGGACGGGAGGAGCCUGAUGUGCGGACUUAA
Aspergillus candidus is the source of this 1668-nucleotide messenger RNA. RefSeq names its product phosphoglucomutase PGM2 (gene pgmA). Gene Ontology annotation, molecular function: magnesium ion binding; phosphoglucomutase activity. Gene Ontology annotation, cellular component: cytosol. Lineage: Eukaryota; Fungi; Ascomycota; Eurotiomycetes; Eurotiales; Aspergillaceae. The transcript is spliced from 2 exons. The record is from RefSeq and is a predicted model, not a curated record. Gene Ontology annotation, biological process: carbohydrate metabolic process. The coding region runs from base 1 to 1668 and encodes 555 amino acids.